Molecule: messenger RNA, 2091 nt
Organism: Plodia interpunctella (Indianmeal moth)
Lineage: Eukaryota; Metazoa; Arthropoda; Insecta; Lepidoptera; Pyralidae
Product: angiotensin-converting enzyme-like
Exons: 14
Coding region: 64-2058 (664 amino acids)
Biological process (GO): proteolysis
Cellular component (GO): plasma membrane
Molecular function (GO): peptidyl-dipeptidase activity; metallopeptidase activity
Source: RefSeq, a predicted model, not a curated record
AAUAAACAAAACACCAUACAAGAUUUCUGUAUUUCAUUAGUUUAUUUUUAAGUUUUCGGUGAAAUGCCGUGCGGGUACUGCAGUGAGACUACCAAAAAAGUUUUGUUCCUCAUAAUGAAGAUAAUUGGCGAGCUGGCCCUUCUGGGCGCUAUAGCUUCGGUCUUCAUCGUGGCAGCGCAGGGCCGAGCGGCAGAAAGGGCGGCUGAGGAAGCAGCCGGCAGAGAGUACAUGAGGAAACUGGACGAGAUCACGUCAAACUUGAAGAAUAGGAAAGUGAUUGCGUCCUGGAACUACGAGACGAAUCUUACGACUUUUAAUGAGGAGCAAUCGCUUAUGACGUCAUUGGAAGUGGCCGAGCAAGAAAAGGAAUUGUGGAAAGACACGAUGAGCUACCUCUGGCACGAGUACGAAGACCAGGAUCUGAAGCGAAUGUUCAGAAAGUAUUCAGAACUUGGCACGUCAGCGCUGCCGGAGGACCUCAACCAGCGGCUGAUCCAAGCUGUCAACAACAUGCAGACGACGUACGCAAAAGCCACCAUCUGUGACUUUAAGGACAGGAGUAAAUGCGAUUUGCAUGUUGAACCAGAUGUAACAGACGUAUUUGCUAAGAGUGAGGAUGCUGAAGAGCUGAAGUACACCUGGCUGGAGUGGCACAAGGCAGCUGGUGCGCCAUCGCGCGGCAACUUCACCGAGUACGUCGAGAUGAAUAACGAAGCUGCCAAGUUGAACGGUUUCGACAGCGUAGCCGAAUGGUGGCUCCACGAAUAUGAAGAACCGGACAGUGAAGCCCAGUUUGCGAGCCUCUGGAGCCAGAUCAGGCCUCUUUAUCAGCAGAUCCAUGCCUACGUUAGAAGACACCUUCGCGAGAAGUAUGGAGAGAGUGUUGUGUCUGCGAGGGGGCCAAUUCCUGCGCAUUUGCUUGGAAAUAUUUGGGCGCAGACUUGGGGCAAUGUUGAGAGGUUCACCAGGCCCUAUCCAGAUAAGGCUGACAUUGACAUCACGUCAGCUCUGAUUGCUCAAAAUUACACUCCCUUGAAGAUGUUUCAAACUGCCGAAGAGUUCUUCAAGUCCCUGAAUCUGAGUGGGAUGCCGGACUUGUUCUGGGACAAAUCCAUCUUCGAGAAACCAAACGACGGAAGGGACAUGGUCUGCCAUGCAUCUGCUUGGGACUUUUUUGAUGGAGAAGAUUUCAGGAUCAGACAGUGUACGACCAUAACAAGUGAGUUCUUCACGACGACCCAUCACGAAAUGGGCCACAUCCAGUAUUACCUCCAAUACAAAGACCAACCUGUCAUCUACAGAGGUGGAGCUAACCCUGGUUUCCAUGAAGCUGUUGGCGAUGUGAUUGCCUUGUCAGUGUCUUCACCGAAACAUUUGAAAGUAAUGGGUCUUCUUGAAGAUGGUCCUGAUGAUGAAGAGUCUAACAUUAACCAACUUUACAAAAUGGGUCUCGACAAAAUAGUAUUCCUCCCGUUCGGAUACCUUCUCGACCUAUUCCGCUAUGGCGUCUUCCGCGGCACCACCAGCACAAGAGACUACAACUGUCACUUCUGGGCGCUGAGGGAGACGUUGCAAGGAGUGGAGCCACCAGCUACACGAACGGAGAGUGACUUCGAUCCAGCGGCGAAGUAUCACGUUGCAGCUGAUGUGGAGUACAUGAGAUAUUACAUCUCGUACAUCGUCCAGUUCCAAUUUCAUCGUUCGCUGUGUCAGCUCGCUGGGGAGUACACUCCGGGGGACAACAGCAAGCUACUGUCCAAUUGCGAUAUUUACAGGAGUCAGGAGGCUGGCAAAGCUUUGGGUAAAAUGCUCCAGAUGGGAUCUUCAAAACCCUGGCCUGACGCGAUGGAGGUGCUGACAGGACAGCGUAACAUGGAUGCAAGUGGAUUGCUGGAGUACUUCCAGCCGCUGCAUGAUUGGCUGAAGGCUGAGAAUGAGAGGACCAAUGAGUUUAUAGGAUGGGAGCCCAGUACUGUUGAAUAUUGUUCACCGGAACAACGCAUGUUGAUGGCUGAAUUCGGAUUCGACAAAAAACUAAAGCAAUACGGCAAUUUGUGAAAUUUAUAAUUUAUUAAAUAUUUAUUUAUUGUU